AUGAAUCCUCCAGUCUUCCUUGCCAUGAUUUGCUUGGGAACAGCCUCAGCAGCUCCAACAGCUGAUCACAGUUUAGGUGCACAGUGGAACCAGUGGAAGGCAGAACACGGCAAAACAUAUGAACUGGGUGAUGAAACACAGAGAAGAGAAAUGUGGGAGGGGAACAUGAAAAAGAUUGAACUGCACAAUCGGGAAUACAGCCAAGGGAAAUAUGGCUUCACAAUGGCCAUGAACGCCUUUGGUGACAUGACCCAUGAAGAAUUCAGGCAGGUGAUGAAUGGCUUUCAAAACAAGAAACAUAAGAAGGGGAAAGUGUUCCCUGAACCUGUCUUUCUUGAGGUCCCCGCAUCUGUGGAUUGGAGAGAGAAAGGUGCUGUGACCCCCGUGAAGAACCAGGGUCAGUGUAAUAGUUGUUGGGCUUUUAGUGCGACUGGAGCUCUUGAAGGACAGAUGUUCCGGAAAACUGGCAAACUCGUCUCCCUGAGUGAGCAGAACCUGCUGGACUGUUCUGAGCCUCACGGCAAUUUUGGCUGCAGUGGUGGCCUGAUGGAUAAUGCCUUCCAGUACGUCAAGGACAACGGAGGCCUGGUCACAGAGGAGUCCUACCCAUACGAAGCAGAGGUUGGAUCUUGUAAGUAUAAUCCCAAGUAUUCUGCUGCUAGUGUCACUGGCUUUGUAGACGUCCCAGUGCAGGAAGAGGCCCUUAUGAAGGCCGUGGCAGCCGUGGGGCCCGUCUCUGUUGGCAUUGACAUGAGCCGUGACUCCUUCCAGUUCUACAAAGAAGGCAUUUAUUUUGAACCAAACUGCAGCAGCCAUGACGUGGAUCAUGGCGUUCUGGUGGUUGGCUACGGCUUUGAAGGAGCAGAAUCAGAUAACAAUAAAUACUGGCUGGUCAAGAACAGCUGGGGUGAAAAAUGGGGCAUGAAUGGCUACAUAAAAAUGGCCAAGGACCGGAACAACCACUGUGGAAUCGCCUCACUAGCCAGCUACCCCCUCGUGUGA
Messenger RNA from Cynocephalus volans (Philippine flying lemur), 1002 nucleotides. RefSeq names its product procathepsin L-like. Gene Ontology annotation, molecular function: cysteine-type endopeptidase activator activity involved in apoptotic process; cysteine-type endopeptidase activity. Lineage: Eukaryota; Metazoa; Chordata; Mammalia; Dermoptera; Cynocephalidae. Gene Ontology annotation, cellular component: lysosome. The record is from RefSeq and is a predicted model, not a curated record. The transcript has 7 exons. Gene Ontology annotation, biological process: immune response; positive regulation of peptidase activity; positive regulation of apoptotic signaling pathway. Bases 1 to 1002 code for a protein of 333 amino acids.